Molecule: messenger RNA, 534 nt
Organism: Funneliformis geosporum
Lineage: Eukaryota; Fungi; Glomeromycota; Glomeromycetes; Glomerales; Glomeraceae
Source: the annotation of a GenBank genome assembly
AUGAAAUUAUAUAAACUUGUCGUACUUGGGGAUAGAGAUACAGGCAAGACUUAUGAUCCAACAAUUGAAGAUUCAUAUAAAAAAAUAGCUGUCAUUGAUGACCAACCAUGCGUGAUAGAGAUACUUGAUACUGCUGGACAAGAAGAAUACACAGCUUUACGUGACCAGUGGAUUCAGAGUGGGGAUGGUUUUCUUUUGGUUUAUUCUAUAUCCUCUCGUUCGACAUUUGACCGGGUAGAACGAUAUAGGGAUCAAAUUUCUAGGAUUAAAGGCACAGAUAAUGUUCCACUCAUGCUCGUCGGUAACAAUUGUCAUAUCAUUACAGGUCGCGAGGUUUCAAGGGAUGAGGGAAUGGAUUUGGCCAGGAAAUUCAAUUGUGAAUUUAUUGAAAGUUCGGGUAAAACCUGUGUAAAUGUUGAAAGGGCAUUUUACGGUGUUGUUAGGAUGAUACGCUUGAGACAUGAAAAAAACAGAUCAAGCAGAGCCAUUAAUUGUAUAAAUAAAAUUCGAAAUCAAAUAUUUUCAUGUAAUUAG